This is a messenger RNA of Cornus florida, 2489 nucleotides long. RefSeq names its product zinc finger BED domain-containing protein DAYSLEEPER-like. Lineage: Eukaryota; Viridiplantae; Streptophyta; Magnoliopsida; Cornales; Cornaceae. Bases 190 to 2268 code for a protein of 692 amino acids. Gene Ontology annotation, molecular function: DNA binding; protein dimerization activity. The record is from RefSeq and is a predicted model, not a curated record. The transcript is spliced from 3 exons.
AGCCACUACCAGCCCUAUACGAGUAUAAGGUCCACUAGGGUUUCGUUCCCGUUCAAGCCCAUUAUAUAUCCAACCUCUCCAAAAAUAAUAACAAUAUUAAUAAAAGGAAAAAAAUAUAAACCCUAAACCCUAGAUUGUACUUGCAGAGACCAUCGGCUCAUCAAUUGAUCUCUGAUUUCAAUUUCGAGUAUGGUGUGUUCAAUCGACUCUAGUGACAUCUCAACAUCAGGUCAAGUUCAAAUGGUUGAUGUAACAGUGGUACUUCAAGGUGCAGAAGAACCCUAUGGAUCCGUAGUGGUGGCUACCCCAACUGAGAACAAUGAGCCACCCAAUUUGGAAACACAGCCGAACAAGCGCAGUAGAAAGAAGUCCAUUGUCUGGGAUUACUUUACGAUUGAAACUGUUGGUGAUGACUGCACCAGGGCCUACUGUAAGCAGUGCAGAAAGUCAUUUGCCUACAUUACAGGCUCAAAAUUAGCAGGUACUAGCCACCUUAAACGACAUAUUUCUUUGGGGAUCUGCCCUGUUAGCCGCCUUAAUCAGGAAAAAAAUCAACCCUCUCUUUAUAACCCUGGUGGAACAAACACUGAUGGUUCUGCAAGAGUUACUGAAUUGCCAAGAAAACGCUAUAGAGGAGGAUCAGCAAGAAUCCCCUUCGACCAGGACCGUUCUAGACAUGAUAUUGCCAAAAUGAUCAUCCUGCAUGAAUAUCCACUCCACAUUGUUGAACAUCCUGGUUUUGUUGAUUUUGUACGGACUCUUCAACCUGACUUCAGUAUGGUUAGUUUCAAUACUGUUCAAGAUGAUUGUGUGGGUCUGUACCUUAGGGAGAAGCAAAGCGUUUUGGGCUUGCUUAGUGGAAUUCCUGGACGUGUGAGUCUUACCCUGGAUUUGUGGACUUCAUUUCAAAAUCUAGGCUAUGUAAUUCUAACUGGACACUUCAUUGAUGGUGAUUGGAAAUUGCAUCGACGAAUUCUUAAUGUUAUCGUGGUACCAUAUCCUGAAUCAGAAUUUUCCUUCAAUGAUGCUGUUGCUGCUUGCCUAACCAAUUGGAGCUUGGAUAACAAGUUAUUUACUCUCACUCUUGAUCAAUCCUUUGUGAGUGCUACUGUUAGAGAGAAUCUCAGAGGUCUACUCAAUAUAAAAAAUCCGCUUAUUCUCAAUGGCCAGCUAUUAAUUGGAAAUUGUUUUGCCCGUGUUUUAAGUUGUCUUGCGCAAGAUGCACUAGGGUCAAUGAGAGAUACCAUCAGGAAAGUUCGCAGAAGUGUCAAGUAUGUAAAAACUUCAGAAGUUCAUGAAGAGAAAUUUGUUGAGGUGAAACAACAGCUUCAAGUGCCCAGUAAAGAGAGCCUAGUCAUUGAUGACCAAACAAAAUGGAAUACUACUUAUCGUAUGCUGGUGGCUGCUUGUGGACUGAAGGAAGUGUUUUCUUGCUUGGAUACGUCUGAUCCAAAUUACAAGGAAACGCCAUCUAUGGAUGAGUGGAAAAAGGUGGAAACUGUCUGCAAGUAUUUAAAGCUUUUAUAUGAUGCUGCCAACAUUUUAACUGCUACAACGUACCCAACUGCGAACAUAUUCUUCCAUGAGGUCUGGAAAAUUCAGCUUGAAUUGAUGCAUGCAGUCACAAAUGAGGAUAUUUUUGUUCGCAACCUGAUCAGACCUCUGCAAGAGAAGUUUGAUAGAUAUUGGAAGGACAGCUGCCUGGUUCUGGCAAUUGCUGUAAUUAUGGAUCCAAGGUUCAAGAUGAAGCUUGUGGAGUUCAGUUUUUCCAGGAUUUACGGUGAGAAUGCGGAGGCCUGGAACAAGACUGUUGACGAGGGUGUUCGUGAACUGUUUCUCGAAUACAUUGUGCAGUCACUUCCUCCACCAAUUUUUAUGGAAGGAGAAGAAAUCUUUGCCAACACAGAGAUGAUGCCUCAAGAAGGAACCCACCUUUCUGACAGUAAUGAUAUUUUGGAUUUUGAUGUGGAUAUCUCUGAUAUUACUUGUAACCAACAGAUGAAAUCAGAACUAGAUGAGUAUUUGGAUGAACCCCUUUUGCCUCGUGUACAAGAUUUUGAUGUUUUGGGAUGGUGGAAACUAAACAGACUGAAGUACCCAACUCUCUCCAAAUUGGCAUCUGAUAUAUUGUGUUUACCAGUUUCCACCGUUGAUCGAGAUAGUGUGUUUGACACUGCAUGCAAGAAGGUGGAUAGUUAUCGGACUUCAUUGAAACCUGCAACAUUAGAGGCCCUUGUUUGUGCUAAGGAUUGGUUCCAGUAUGAAUGAAUCUUCAGAACAUUAGAAUGUGGACUUUUAGAUUUACUAAUUAAUCUUGUAAAUUUGGCGUCUUGUCUGAUGAUACUUUACAGUCUAGAGGUCGACACAAGUCCUUGAUUUCUGAUUCUUUCUUCUUGUAUAUUACGAUAUUCUUUUUGGGUAUAAUAGUAAAUCUAAAUAAUUUUCUAAGUUGGUGCUUUAUCAUUCAGGUAAGAAUCUUUUUAUUCUCA